Molecule: messenger RNA, 1237 nt
Organism: Peromyscus eremicus (cactus mouse)
Lineage: Eukaryota; Metazoa; Chordata; Mammalia; Rodentia; Cricetidae
Gene: Gpr31
Product: G protein-coupled receptor 31
Exons: 1
Coding region: 1-960 (319 amino acids)
Biological process (GO): G protein-coupled receptor signaling pathway
Cellular component (GO): membrane
Molecular function (GO): G protein-coupled receptor activity
Source: RefSeq, a predicted model, not a curated record
AUGGCACCCCUCAACUGCUCAGCUGCCGGCACUGGGGUGGAGACCGCUGUGGGCACCAUGCUGACACUGGAGUGUGCUCUGGGCCUUACAGGUAAUGCUGUCGCCCUCUGGACCUUCUUUUACCGUCUCAAGGUGUGGAAGCCUUACGCGGUCUACCUGUUCAACCUGGUGGUGGCUGACAUGCUACUGGUCACCUGUCUGCCAUUCCUCACUGUCUUCUAUCUGAAGGGCAAGACCUGGGGACUCGGCCAUGUACCCUGCCAAAUCCUGCUCUUCCUGCUGGCCUUCAGCCGUGGCGUGGGGGUGGCCUUCCUGACGACAGUGGCUCUAGACCGGUAUCUGCGUGUGGUCCAUCCUCGGCUCCGAGUCAACUUGCUAUCUCCAAGGGCGGCCUGGGGCAUCUCUAGCCUAGUAUGGCUUCUCAUGGUUGCUCUUACUCCCCAAAACAUGCUCAUCCACAAGGCUACCCAGAAUUCCACCAAGUGCCCCAGCUUCUACCCCAUAGGAGAAACUGAGGCCGGCGCCAUCUGGCAGGAGGUGCUCUUCUUCCUACAGCUCCUGCUUCCCUUCGGCCUCAUCUUCUUCUGCAACAUUGGACUCAUCAGGACCCUCCAGGAGAGACUCCGGGAGUCUGACAAACAGCCCAGGCUCCGGAGGGCCAGGGCACUGGUUGCCGUGGUGCUGUUGCUGUUUGGACUGUGCUUCCUGCCUAGUGUCCUGGCCCGAGUCCUGGUGCAUGUCUUUCGGGAGUUUGAGAGCUGCAGCGUCCAGCUAGCCAUAGUACAGGCCUCCGACGUCGCUGGCAGCCUCACCUGCCUGCACAGUGCAUUGAGCCCAGCCGUUUACUGCUUCUCCAACCAGGCCUUCACCCACUCGUACCGGAAGGUGCUCAGAAGCCUUCGAGGCUGGAGGAAGGCAGCAGAGCCGGCUAGCUCCAACCUCAAGGACUCCUAUUCCUGAUGACUCCUGAAAUCCUCAGCUCCCCCUUUUCUGGAACCACCUUGAAUCUGAACAAUAACCCGAUAACCUCUGGGUCAGAAGAGAGAAAGUGCACUACAAGGAUCCAGACACAGUCAACGCCAUGACACGUUUGGUUCACCCGGAUUUCCCCUGCGUCUGUCACACUGCGGAGUAGCAGAUCACCCAGACACUUUGUGCAUCCUUUGCACAGUGACUGUCCUGAUGGAGUUGCCAAGCUGAGAGGUUGAGCUCUUCUGCACAUCCACACAGGAAGAUU